CCGCGCCGCCCGAUUCCGGAUCAAAAUGGCGGCGGCGGCGGCCAGAGCGAGCGGGAGCCGGCGCUGAGUGGGGCGCGCCGAGCCGAGCCGAGCCGGGCAUGGAGGCCGCGGGUGGCGGCCGCCGCAGAAAUGGAGGAACAGAGUGCUGGAUCUGAGGCUGACGGUUUAUAAAGGAUUAUGGGAUUAUACACUAAAGAGACAGCAGGUGGAAUGCCUGAAUGACUGAAGAAAAUGGGUGCUAAUGCAUCUAACUACCCUCAUUCGUGUUCCCCAAGGGUAGGGGGAAACUCACAGGCACAACAGACAUUCAUAGGAACGUCAUCCUACUCUCAUCAAGGCUAUGGUUGUGAAUCAAAACUCUAUAGCCUUGACCAUGGCCAAGAGAAACCUCAAGACAAGAAAAAGAAAACCUCCGGUCUUGCCACCCUCAAAAAGAAAUUUAUUAAGCGAAGGAAAUCUAGCCGAUCUGCAGAUCAUGCCAAACAGAUGCGAGAGCUCCUCGCGGGCUGGGAUGUCAGAGAUGUCAAUGCAUUAGUAGAAGAAUAUGAGGGAACCUCAGCCUUAAAGGAACUUUAUCUACAAGCCAAUUUGGCAAGACCAGAAACCAGGACGCUACAGAAAGACAUGGCUGAUCUGUAUCAGUACAAGUACUGUACUGAUGUGGACUUAAUAUUUCAAGAAACUUGCUUCCCUGUGCAUCGUGCGAUAUUAGCAGCAAGGUGUCCAUUUUUUAAGACGCUGCUUUCUUCCUCACCAGAGUAUGGUGCAGAGAUAAUAAUGGACAUUAACACAGCUGGCAUAGACAUGCCUAUGUUUUCUGCUUUGUUACACUACCUUUAUACAGGAGAGUUUGGGAUGGAGGAUUCAAGAUUCCAAAAUGUUGAUAUCCUUGUGCAGCUUAGUGAAGAAUUUGGAACACCAAAUUCCUUGGAUGUUGAUAUGCGUGGGCUGUUUGAUUACAUGUGUUAUUAUGAUGUGGUUCUUAGCUUCUCGUCCAACUCUGAAUUGGUUGAAACUUUUGGUGGAAGUCCAAACUGCAUAGAUGAAGAGCUCAGAGCUCACAAAGCUAUUAUUUCAUCACGGUCCCCAUUUUUCCGACACCUACUGCAGAGGAGGAUACGAACUGGUGAAGAAAUUACUGAUCGAACUCUACGGACUCCAACUAGAAUUAUACUGGAUGAAUCUAUCAUACCAAAAAAAUAUGCUAAGGUCAUUUUAAACUGUAUGUAUACAGAUGUGGUGGACCUUUCGGUUUUGCACUCCAGUCCCUCAGUGGGGAGUCUAAGUGAAGUUCAGGCUCUUGUAGCAGGAAAACUAAACAUGACUAGGGCUGAAGAAGCUAUGGAGCUUUACCACAUAGCGCUGUUCUUGGAGUUUAACAUGCUUGCUCAAGGCUGUGAGGAUAUUAUUGCUGAAAGCAUCUCACUAGACACCUUAAUUGCCAUUCUCAAGUGGAGUUCACAGCCAUAUGGUUCCAAGUGGGUGCACCGUCAAGCACUGCAUUUCCUCUGUGAGGAGUUUACCCAGGUUAUGACUUCAGAUGUUUUCUACGAGCUGAGCAAGGACCAUCUGCUGACUGCUAUCCAAUCUGACUACUUACAGGCAAGUGAACAAGAUAUCCUUAAAUACCUUAUUAAAUGGGGAGAACAUCAGUUGAUGAAGAGAAUAGCAGACAGAGAGCCCAAUUUACUGAGUGGUACUGCCCACAGCGUGAACAAACGGGGUGUAAAGAGGAGAGAUCUUGACAUUGAGGAGCUGAGAGAGAUCCUGUCUCCCCUUUUACCUUUUGUCCGCAUUGAGCACAUCUUACCCAUGAAUAGUGAAGUACUCAGUGAUGCUAUGAAGAGAGGUCUCAUUAGCACCCCUCCUUCAGACAUGCUGCCAACAGCAGAAGGUGGCAAGUCAAAUGCUUGGUUACGACAGAAGAAUGCUGGAAUAUAUGUGAAGCCAAGACUGUUUUCACCAUAUGUGGAGGAGGCAAAGUCAGUGCUAGAUGAGAUGAUGGUGGAACAAACAGACUUAGUUCGCUUGCGAAUGGUCAGAAUGUCCAAUGUACCUGACACCCUCUACAUGGUGAACAAUGCAGUGCCACAGUGCUGUCAUAUGAUUAGCCACCAGCAAAUCAGCAGUAAUCAGUCCAGUCCUCCUUCAGUUAUAGCUAAUGAAACCCCAGUCCCCAGCCUACUUGUUGUUAAAGAGAUGAUCAAACGGCUCCAGGAGCUCCGUCAUACUGAGCAGGUGCAGAGGGCAUAUGCACUCAAUUGUGGAGAAGGUGCCACAGUCAGUUAUGAGAUUCAGAUUCGUGUCCUGCGAGAGUUCGGACUUCCGGAUUCCGCUGCUGAACUUCUGCAGAAUCCUCACAAGUUCUUUCCUGAUGAGCGGUUUGGGGACGAAAGCCCACUUUUGACAGUGAGACAGUCUGGACGAUGUCGAGUCAACAGCACUCCCACUGCAGAAACAGUGUUUACAGAAAUAGACUCUUUUGUGGCCUUCCAUCCACCAUUGCCCCCUCCUCCACCUCCCUACCAUCCACCAGCUACACCUAUUCACAACCAGUUCAAAGUGGGCUGGAAACAAAGGGUGCCGAGUCAACAUCCUUCACGUUCAUUUUCUUAUCCAUGUAACCAUUCACUCUUCCACUCCAGGACAGCUUCCAAAGCUGCUCCACCUGUCUACUUACCUGGUGUCAAAGCAGCACCACCUGAUUGCACUAACACUACGGGAUUGGGGAGGCAAACGGUAGCUGCAGCAGCAGCAGUAAUGGCAGCAGAAAAGCAAGCAUGCACUCAGCCCAUGUUAAAUGAACUGAUGCCCGAUAUUGCUAUGGGUGUGUCAACAAUGUCUCUGAAGGACAGAAGGCUGCCAGAACUUGCUGUUGACACAGAGCUAAGCCAGAGCGUUUCAGAGGUAGGACCAGGUCCAGGUCCAGCACCGCACAUUUCCUGUAUUCAGACCAGGCACAUGCACAGUUCUCGAAAGAAACAUGCAAUAGAGCAAAAAAUAGAUGCUCGAGAAAAUCAACAGGAGUAUCCAGACUUUUAUGAUUUCUCUAAUGCUGCAUGCAGACCUUCCACUCCAGCACCUAGCAGACACACUCCUUCGCCUUCACAAGGCAUGUAUUUUGGUCCAGAUUUGUAUAGCCACAGCAAGGCAUCACCAAGUGGCUUAAAGUCAGCCUACCUACCCUCCCAGAUAUCUCCAAAAAAACAAGAGGAUUCCAGGAGAGAAUAUGUGCUCUCCCAAGAUGGGCAUCAACACAGACAAAAGAAUGAGCCAAUACACCUCGAUGUCUUAGAGCAACCUCCCCAGCGAUUGGACUUGGCAUUGGCUGCCCAGGAAAAUGCUGGUAAUGGCCCAGUUCACAUCAGGGGAAGAACAAAAAUGGAAACUGACUUAACAUAUGGGCUAACCUCUAACAGACCUUCACUCUCUGCAUACACCUCUGAGAUGCAAGAAGAGCGAGCUGGUAGGAGACUGGCAGAUGAUGAGCCUCUGGAACAUGGAGCACAGAGAAAUACUGAUUUGGAAAGGGAAGAGGCAGUAAGCAGAGGAAGGAGGUCUCCAAGCAAACCAGACUUCCUGUACAAAAAAUCUGCCCUCUGAGAGCAACCUCCACUAUUUCUCUGUGCCUAAGAGUUGUAAACCACCCCAUUCUUCCCAACUUUUGGCUGGAUUUUUUUUCAGCCAAAUUCAUGAAUGCUAGCACAUAAUUGAUUUUUGUUUUUCUUUUAAUACGGUCUUUGCUUUAUUAGAGAGAGCAUGCUAUCAUUUUAUUUUGGAUGCUGCUUCUGGGUUUAUUUUGUGAUUUGAGCAAAUUUUUAAUUAAGCCUCCUUUAAAAAACAAAAAAACUAGCUGGCACUUUUUUUUUUUUUUACAGUUGGGUAGCCUUUUGCACCUGUAUAUUUUAUUUUAUUCGUAUUAGUUUUGUACUAAUACGUUAAACUUCAUUGUUACAUUUAAAGGACUGUAUUUUCAUACUUUUGCAUUUUACCUUUCACCUACCAGUUCCCCAUGUGCAUUUGGUUGCACACUAUGAAAUGUAUUUUCUUAUGAGAUAGUACCAAUGUGUUUAUUUUUGAAUUAUAGGAAUUCCAAAGAACAGCACAUCAAAAUACUACAUUUUAAGUAAGAUUGUUUUAGGUCUGAAAUCUUCCUGGUCUGUCACUACUACAAAAAUCCAGUCUCGUACUGUUCUGUUGAACAACUUAGCUGGUGUGUUUACUCCUCCUGAGAUGCAAAGUCCUCUCAAACACUUAUCGUUGCGAUAUUCAAAAGAGCCUAAGGAAACAGUUGGGUGUUGACUGCUUACUUUCCAAGGGCUCCUUUUGAAAAUCUUGGCUCACGGAUUCUGGUUCAGUUGUGAAUGUGGAGAACUUCUUGGUCACUGAGAAGCAGUUAAGUAGACUAGAAUUACUGAUUUGCUCAUAGAGGAAGACGACCUAGAAAUACUUCAAAUUGAUAGCAGUAUUGAGUUCUGCUCAUCCGAAUACCCUUGUGCUUGAGUGUGUGAAGAUCAGAAUUCAGGAUUCGUUCCAAAUCCUAAAGCUUCAGGAAGAACAGGCUUAGCAUAUGAUGUUGUCUAAACUGUUAACUUGUUCAACUGAGAGGGCUGUCUCCCUUGUAGAGAUGCUGAGAGGACUGUUCAUUGCCUUGCUUUGUCCCCGCCUGUGGUAAAAACAAAGGGCUUCACUUUUAGUGACGUCAUUUAGUGUUUCUUAACACGUUUUAAGUGUCUCAAAUUGCAUAAUGUAAAUCAUUCUGUUCUUGUGAACAAAAUCACGGAGUGGAGAAGUAACUACUUUAUCUUUAUUUAUAGCUUUAGCAUUUUUAAAAUACACUUCUAUCAUCACUUUUUUUUAAGCACAUGGUGAUGAGACUGACUAAUAUGAACACAGAGAAAAGGAUAGUGAUUGUGUUCUUUGUCUUUGUGCUGGGGUUAAACAUUUAUAAGGAUAUAUAGUGAUAGUCAUUCAAAAGUAAAUGCUUGUCAAUAGUUAUGAUACCAUUAUUUGCUAUUCUGGGUGUAGCAAAAGCUGUGGUACCUGAUACCACAGUGUAUCUGCUAAUAAACACCAGAUUUUUUUUUUUUUAAAGAACCACCUUCCCAGGGAAGUGGUCCUCGCCCCUACCUUGGGCAAAUUCAAGAGGAGGUUGGACGAUCACCUGUCUGGGGUCUUGUGAACCCAGCAUUCAUUCCUGCCUGUGGCAGGGGGUCAGGCUAGAUGAUCUGUUCAGGUCCCUCCUGACCCUAGCUACUAUGAAACUACUAUAAGAAUGAUUUCUAUAAUGAAAAAUCUUCCAGCAGUUGAGGAGCUCAGUCCUAAGUGUGAGCUAAAGACUAUUUUGAUCUUAAUACUGAUUUGUUUUAUUUGAGUUAAAGAUGCUUAAUACUAUUUAAAUAUAAUCUUGUUACAAUAUACUUUUUGUUUCAAUUAAGACAGUCAUUUCUACUACUAGUCAUCUCCUCUGCUCAAAAGCUCAAGGUUUCAUUAAAGUACACAACGCCUGUGAGCUAUAGCACCAUAUUGUUUAAACGUACUUGUAAGGCAUUUCCGACCUAUAAAGGUAGCAUCUGGGUAAGCUAGAUUCAUGAGGUUUGUGAUGCAAAAAAGCAUGAUGGUCUCCUGCACAGUAUGAAAACUUUGGAAAGGUUCAUUUAAGGUACAGCUGUGUUGGACUGUUAUAAUGAAAUGCAAUGGUGAAUGUCUGAAUCGCACAGAUUUGUUUUGGUUUUGGAGGCUUGGUUUUGUUUUAUUUUUGUUCUGUUUUUUAAGUUGGCUUGGGCCCCAAGCAUGUUGGCUCCAACCUCAUCACUAAUAUGUUGCUUUCACAGAAUUACAAGUGUCGAACAAUUGUCUUUAUAACCUCAAAGAAGAUGGGACUGUUUAGUACUGGUGUUUCAGGUUGGGGACUGAGGUUCAUUGGUUUUGCUCUAUGAAGAAUCUAGCACAGCACUAGUCUGAGCUGUGUCUGUUGGUCCCACAAUCUCAUAACUGCUAAAAUCCCAAUACAGUCAUCUCAUUACUAAAAGUAAAUGAUUGUGCUUGUAUCAGUUUAUAUUCAAAGGUCAAUAACCAAUCACCAUAUACAUCUUGGCUUUCAACAGAAUAUUUAACAUUCUGUAUAACUUUUACCUAAAACUCAGUAGACUUGCUUUCAGGGAAAACUGCUUUAGCAACUAAUAGUGUUGUUUGGAUGUGGCACUGUGUGCCUAAGUGGUAAAUUGUGGCUAAAACCUAGGAAUAGCAGCACCUUUCAGAAGCUUUCACAGUGGAACCGUGGAGGUGUGGCUGGUAAAGAAAACAGAAGUUUCAGGAGGUAUGUAGUUUGAAGGCAUCCGUGAAAUGUUUUUUGGGUUUUUUUGGUAGUGGAGUAAGUCAGUGGAGAAAACUUUAUGGCAUUGCUGUCUGCUUUCUAAUGCAUUCAGUUGUCAUUUGCUGAGGUCUCCAAUGGGCAAUCCAUGGUGUUGAGCAGUAUUCCCAGGAAGAGAUCAUGUAAAAUUCCAGAUAGUCUGACUGGCUGAUGAGCUGGUGGCACAGGAUUUUAGUCAUUUGUUCUCCUGUCCUACCUGCACUUUGCAUUUUCAUUUUGUCCUACAUUUUAAAAGUACAUUGCUACCUUCCCCUCUACCACACUCCUCAUCAGUUUAGGCACCUCAUUAGUGGGUGACUUUUGUGGCACUCCCAGGUAACAGUGCAGUCUUUUGCAGAUGCACGUAAGGAGGAUUGUCAUGUCAAGCAAGGAAGGUCCACUAAAGACAAGAUGCUGGCAUUAACCUUUUGUGAUAGUGACGUUUUUUGCCCCAAAACUUAGGCAAUAUUAGACUGCACUGGCUUGCAUGAGCACACCCAUUCAGAUGAACUGAACUGCACCCAUUUACUCCGAUUUGCUGAAUUGGGGGGCCAACAUCUAUAUAGGUGAACAUGAUACAAAACAUGAUGGAAAGAACAACUUAAUGAAAGCUAAUGUUCACUCCUUCCCUCCCCAACCCCCCCCCCCCCAAGCAGCAAAUUUGCAGUGAUUUCAUACACAAGACACAAGUUGCCAUGCCCUCUGCUAGAUCACCCUUCAUCCACUAAUAUUUUUAGUUUAUCUAUAGCAGAUAACCCUUAUUUAAAUGAACCACUUUCAGAUUAGAGGGGAAAUUCUAAGAUCUCCUGUCCUUCUAAAUAGUCUGAAUUGGAUAACUGCUUGCUUAGCAGUUUAGCAUUCUGUUGGAAGCUAAAAUCAUCUGUUGAUGCUUGUUUUACAAAAAGGAUGCCUGUUUUGUAACUUAAGUGUUAAUUUCAUACAAAAGAGCAGUAUAAAAUGUAUACAAAAGCAACACACAGGUUUUGGGGUUCCCCCCGUUUAUGUCGCAGUAGUUGUAUAUUAUCUGUCUUGUGAGUUUGUGUUGGGGUUGGGUCGUUUUUAGUUUAUUUUCUUCAUCAAUGUUAAAAGACUGAAAAUUAAAAGGCUCUGGCCCUUCCCAUUGCAAGCCUUAGUUUUGGUCUUUGAAUGUCUCAACUGCUUAUGUUUUUUAGUUGUUUCUUUUGAAAGAAUAGAUGUGCUGUAGAAGCACCAGUAUUUCUGCUAUUUUGAACGCCCCUCUAUUUCUAUGGUGGAGGUGAUGCUGAGCUCUGUUGAAGGCAGGGAGCAGUUAAAAGAUAACAGUUGGACUUGCAGUUUCUGUAAUUAUCUGUACUUCCGGAAGGUGGUGUUGCCUUCUGCAAUGUUACAUUUUGUUUCUUGUCCUUGUGCUGUUACUGGUAUAAAGUCAAGUGCCUUCAAUGCUAAAGGCUCAGAAAAUUUUCUUAAACUGACUUCAUGUCCUAUGCAAGUGUUUUUUCUACAACCUGCAUAACCAGUACUUUGUAAAACUUGUUUACGCUUCAAUUGUACAUAGUGUUUUUUAAAAUAUAGUAUUUUUAUUUAGGUACCUCCAAACUUGAAUUCUAGUCUUGUGUGACGCAUUGUAAAACAAUACAUUUCUCUUUUGAGUACCAUUACAGUUGUAAAAAGGUUUUCACUGGUUCUAUUUUUCUACUGUUGCUGAGAAGCAUGUAACACUGACUUUAUCCUACAUAUAGUUGGCAUUUCAAAUAAAUGGCUUAUAUAGAA
Molecule: messenger RNA, 8101 nt
Organism: Alligator mississippiensis (American alligator)
Lineage: Eukaryota; Metazoa; Chordata; Crocodylia; Alligatoridae
Gene: BTBD7
Product: BTB domain containing 7
Exons: 11
Coding region: 232-3603 (1123 amino acids)
Biological process (GO): morphogenesis of a branching epithelium
Molecular function (GO): protein binding
Source: RefSeq, a predicted model, not a curated record